Nymphaea colorata (pocket water lily) is the source of this 366-nucleotide messenger RNA. RefSeq names its product auxin-responsive protein SAUR22-like. Gene Ontology annotation, biological process: response to auxin. NCBI's taxonomy places the organism in Eukaryota, Viridiplantae, Streptophyta, Magnoliopsida, Nymphaeales, Nymphaeaceae. The record is from RefSeq and is a predicted model, not a curated record. The transcript has a single exon. Bases 1 to 366 code for a protein of 121 amino acids.
AUGGCUUUGCUUAAGGGCGUCGUUGGCAAGGUUCAGAAGAAGCUAUCCCACUCAGAUAGCAGGAAGCUUUCUAGAUCAGCUUCUCUACCACGCUCCGGAGAAGUGCAUGAGGUCAAGCAGGGGUACUUUGCUGUACUUGCCGUCUCCGAUGGCGUCUCGAAGAGGUUCAUGGUGCCACUGAGUUUCCUAUCAAACCCUGCUUUUCUCAGGCUGCUAGAUGAGGCUGAGGAGGAAUAUGGAUAUGCCCAACAAAGUAUUUUGACCGUGCUAUGCCAUCCGAGCGAGCUCGAGAGCAUCUUAGCAGGACAGUGCAGGAAAGAGAGAAGGGAAUCCUUCCCUGCUGCGAUCUUCAGAGGGCAGUGGUAA